AUGUCGGACUCUGAAGUGAGUCGAAUGGACUCCAUUAGUCAAGAAUACGCUGACAGUAGCGUAUCUACGAAGGAAUCGGACAACUCGCUCCGCAGUAGAAAAAAGAGAGGUAAGAAGAAGAAGCGUGAGCAGCUUAGCACGUCCGAGGAUGAAGCGCGGAUCAAGAAGCUGAUUCUGAUGGCCAGGGAUUCAGAAUCCAGCACCGCGUCCGCCGGACCAGAUGCUGUGGCUCGCGUCUCGAAAGCAGCCGAAACCGAUGCCUCUACUACCGCCGAUGGACCAGCUGUCACCAUCGCCGCCGUACCUGCCGAAAAGGCAGCUGUUCUUGCAGCUGCAAAUUCAGAUGCCUCUGCCGCUACCGUUGCCGCCCUACCUGCCGUAAAGACAGCUGAAAAAGCAGCUGUUACUGCCCACUCCGUCGCCUCAGUACCUGCUGCUACCGUCGUCGCGGGAACUACUGCUGCCGCAAAAAUUGCCCCUACUAUCGCCGCUGGAAUUGCUGCUACCCUAGACACCGCCAUCAUGCCGCCCCCCUCUACGGCAAUAAAAACUACCGUCCACGCCGUACCACGAUGCUCUGCAGAGAGCAUCGUGGCUGGUGGCAGUUCCGCCAUUAUAGCGGAGCUGUCCGUCAUGGCGCGCAUGGAGCCCGAAGCCGCCAUACCAAUCUUCGACGCUGUAGCAAACGCUACCACCUGCUGCACCAAGCUCGGUCGCCCAAAGAGCUCCUGCCGCCGCACCACGGGUCCGGAAGCCACCGAUGUCAUACUCGGCAAUAAAUCAAACUCAACCACUCCCAAGCCCAAGAGAAGCCCCAAGGGGCCCGCUCUGGUUACAUCUAACGUGCUCUUACGUGCCGCAAAGGGCACUCCAAAUUCAUCAUCUCCUAAGGAGGAUAUUGGAAAAAAUGAACCUGCAAGUUCCACUCCCAAAUCGGGCUUUCGCCCUGUUAUAAAUUCAACAACGGUUGUACGAUGGUCAGGUGAUUUUCAUGCACCAGUACAGCCAUAUAACCCAACAGUUUCGGAGGCGGCAAACUCGGGAAGCAAUACGGCGUCGCUAUACAAGCGCGCUACUGCACCCCACACCUCGCCAAAAACGAGGACAAUUCGCUCCAGUGCUGUUGUGCGACGCACCUCGGCCUCGGCUAGGGCUGCUCAACAUGAUAACCUAAGGCCUGAUGUUCAGGAUCAAUCCAGAUCAGACCUUAUUGAGCUGGAGUCAAAUGAGGAAGAUUUAGACAGCGACUCGUCUCACAUGGUGGGUGCGAGUGCUCUUCCCGCUUCACCGCCAAAUCAGCAUAACGCCAGUCAGAAUGAUGUUGCCGAGCCCAUUCCCCUGCAGUCUGAUGACUUGGAGAAUCAGGAUACAAUGAUAGACUCCGAUCUCAUGAAAAUUUCCUGGUACGAGGAUUACUUCGUGCAGGAGGAUCACUUUUUAUAG
Molecule: messenger RNA, 1443 nt
Organism: Scaptodrosophila lebanonensis
Lineage: Eukaryota; Metazoa; Arthropoda; Insecta; Diptera; Drosophilidae
Product: calphotin-like
Exons: 4
Coding region: 1-1443 (480 amino acids)
Source: RefSeq, a predicted model, not a curated record